Molecule: messenger RNA, 507 nt
Organism: Rotaria sordida
Lineage: Eukaryota; Metazoa; Rotifera; Eurotatoria; Philodinida; Philodinidae
Source: the annotation of a GenBank genome assembly
AUGUCAAGAACAAUUACUACAUGUACUUUUCAAUUUAUUUUAUUUCUAUAUGAAUAUCUCGCAUGGCAAUUAGAAAUAAAAAAUUAUACAACACAUAGUCAUCAUCGUGAUUUAUUUGGAUCAAAUACAUAUUUUUUAAUUGUUCAAAUAAAUUCAUUACCACAUCUAGCUGCUGUUUAUGUUUAUUAUCAUCGAAUUAAAUGGGCUAUGUUACUUUACAUACCUUAUUUAAUACUUUUUACUAUUGGACAAAUUUUUACUUGGUGGUUACCAUAUUUUUUUCAAAAAGGUUUAUGGUAUAGCGAUGAAACUGGUGAAAAAUUAGCACAAUAUAAAAAAUAUCAUACAAAUUAUCAUCGAAUUUUACCACGUUUUAAAGAUCAUGUUAUUAUUCCUGAUACAGAACAUACAAUUUUAUUUAUUUUAACUUUAAUUACACUUAUACUAACAAUUCGAACAAUGAUUUUAACAAUAAAAAAUAAAACAUUAAAAAUUAAAAGUCAAUAG